AUGUCGACCGAAAAGUAUGAGAUUUUCUUUCCGGAGGGAGAAAGAUAUUGGUUUUGCCGUCAUUUGGGCGUGGGUUCCUGCGCGACUACUUCCGUUGUUCGAUCAAUCGCUGACAGCAAGGACUAUGUCAGAAAGAAGACAAAGCCAACAUCAGGAGAUGGUCUCUAUUACUCCUCAGAAGUGAAAUACCGUCGUGAGCAUUGCCUGAUUCCACAAUUGGUCACACAAAAGGCCUUUUUCGAUUUGCCGACAAAUUCUUUGGACCGCGAUGAGUUCAAGUCUAGCUCGAUGAUAUUUUCCUUCUGUAAUGGUGGAACCCUCUCAGGCUCCUUCAAAGUUGUGUAUCAAGAAUCCGAAAUCAUCCUUCAGAACCUCGUUUGGUAUCUUUUGAGACAAGGACUCCAGGUGCUUGACUUUUUACGCGAUGGCUACCCAUCCGUUGUUCACAAUGAUGUCCAUCCGGAGAAUAUCUUUCUC
Exophiala aquamarina CBS 119918 is the source of this 477-nucleotide messenger RNA. RefSeq lists its product as uncharacterized. The transcript has a single exon. Gene Ontology annotation, molecular function: protein kinase activity; ATP binding. Lineage: Eukaryota; Fungi; Ascomycota; Eurotiomycetes; Chaetothyriales; Herpotrichiellaceae. The annotation marks the transcript as partial. The record is from RefSeq and is a predicted model, not a curated record. Gene Ontology annotation, biological process: protein phosphorylation.